This is a messenger RNA of Halteromyces radiatus, 867 nucleotides long. RefSeq lists its product as uncharacterized. The coding region runs from base 84 to 833 and encodes 249 amino acids. The transcript is spliced from 2 exons. Lineage: Eukaryota; Fungi; Mucoromycota; Mucoromycetes; Mucorales; Cunninghamellaceae. The record is from RefSeq and is a predicted model, not a curated record.
UCUUUUUUUUUUCCUUUCUUUCUCUUUACUUUUUUUUUAAUUCAUUAUCAUUCUACUUCUAACUCUUUUUUAUAUUUACUCUUAUGGACAUCAAACAACGAAAUGAUUCUACACUAACGAAAAAUAUUAAAGGAAAAGUAUCGACACCAGAUACUAAGGCACAUUCCAUAUUGACCGAUGCCUUAUUCCCGGAACGAAAACCUAGUACUGACAACAAUGCUAUUGACAACGGUGAAGACGAAGAAACUAUGAAACAAAAUGAUCCUUUAUCUGCUCAAGUUUGGCGUUUAUAUACAAAAGCAAAGGAUACUUUACCAAAUGGUGCUAGGUUAGAAAAUCUAACUUGGAGAAUGAUGGCUAUGACUUUGAACAAGAAACAACAAAAACCGACUGAUACGCCCUCUGAUGACUCUAAUAUGAUUGAUUCUUUUGUGGAUUAUUCUUCUUCUCAACCUGAUGAUUCGUUCGUUGUUCCUUCAAAUCAAUAUAAAUAUACACCUCCCACCUCUUUAUCCAACAAUAGUAUCACUAUCCCUGCAGAUACAACUCAUCAAAUCAGUUCACCAGUACAAUAUCCCUCUUCACUGAAAAACAUCGUCUCAAAACAACAAGUAUCAUCUGCCGCACCAUUACAUGCUGGAGCAAUGAGCUUUGAAGAUUUAUUGACAAUGUACUAUGCAAAACAAGAUCAAGAAUCAGACAACAACAAUGGAUCAAGUCAAUCACACCUUGAAAAAGCAAAUGCAGGUUCAUUCACUUCUUCGGGGAACUCAACAACCCAGUUCUCUCAUUCGUCCCUCGGUAAGUCUGACUUUUUUUUUUAUAUUUUGUGAUAUUACCUUUUAUUGUUAAAAGACAAAUUUACUU